ACCCCUCCUCCUCCUCCCCCCUCCUCCGACUUCCUCCCUCUUCCCCGACUCCCUCCCUCGGCCUAAGUGCCACCGCCGCCGCCGGAUUCCCCUGCCACUAGCAGCAUCCAACCGCCAUCUGCUACCACACGCCCGGCGGCGCCAUCGCCGCCGGCCUUGCUGCCCACAACCCACCACCACCGCCGGUCCAGCGGCCUCUACAAGAUUUUUCUAGACCUUGCAAGCAAAUAUCCCCUCCCCAGCCCCCCAAACCUCAAAACCCUAACCUGAAUUGGAGCUCACCGGAGUUCGUAUCCUGGCCGGAGAAGAUGAAGUCCUAGGAGGAGGAGAAGGAGAUUUGUUACUUUCUUGUUACUUUCUCGUUACCUCCCGUGUACCUUUUAGGAAUAGAUAGAUCAUAGAUGUGAUGUGAUUUGAGCAAGCAAGUGAAGCGUGAUGGUAAUGCCUGUUGAGCUAAUCUGGCGUCAUGAUUGCAAAUUCGCAAUGCCGACCGUCCUCUGCAUCCAUCAUGCCUGUCUGUAUGUCUGCACCAGACCGGAGCACUUGAUCCACAAUCUGUUUUUGCUUUGCCCUCACAUUACGUUACGCAUUGCUCAUCAUCACAUCCAUGUUCAAGGAGUGAAAUCUAAUCCACUGAUCCUAAACGAUGGUAAUGGCACACUAUAUGCAGUUCAGUGUGCAUCAAUCUCCAUCUUCCAUUUUGGUCAUCGUGCCGUCGUCGUAACCGUCGUGAAGAACACGAACUCCACUCAGCAGCAGUCUACUGAGGGGAACGGAUCGGAAAGGAAGAUGAGGCUUGUUGGGCGGCGGCGUACAAGAAGCACAGCCAGGGCUGCUGCUAAGCCAUUGGUUGUGCUAUGGGCAACCUCGGCCAUCUGCUCUGCUCUUAUCGCCGUGCUGCUCGCCUCCAGAUCAUACUAUCUCCAGCAGCAGCAGCAGCCGAUCACCUCCACCGGGGCGGUGGAAGAGGGCCGGCACCACCACCGGCGCCGGGCGUGCGACGACCAGGCGAGGUGGGUGGCCAAGAUGGCGUCCCUGCACAACGCGUCCCUGGUCCUCACCGUCGACCGCAGGGGCUGCGCCAACUUCACCAGCCUGCAGAAGGCGGUCGACGCCGUGCCCGACCGCGCCGCGGCGCGCACGCUGAUCGCCGUCGACGCGGGCGUCUACGCGGAGAAGGUGGUGGUGUGGAGCAACAAGACAGGCGUCACGCUGCACGGCCGCGGCAACCUCGAGACCACCGUCGCGUGGAACGGCACCGCCAACUCCAGCGGCGGCACCUUCGCCAGCGCCACCUUCGCCGUCCUCGCGGACGGCUUCGUGGCCUACAACCUCAGCGUCCAGAACACCGCCCGCCCCGCCGACCCCGGCGACGCGGGCCGCCAGGCGGUGGCGCUGCGCGUCGCGGGGGACCAGGCGGCCUUCUACUGGUGCGGCUUCUACGGGUCGCAGGACACGCUGCUGGACGAGCAGGGCCGACACUUCUUCCGGGAGUGCUACAUCGAGGGCUCCAUCGACUUCAUCUUCGGCAACGCGCGCUCCCUCUACCUCGGCUGCACCAUCAGCUCGGUUGCCAACGCCGCCGCGGGCGGCGCCGUCACGGGGAGCGUCACGGCGCAGGGCCACGCCUCGCCCGCCGACAGGACGGGCUUCGCGUUCGUGCGCUGCAGCGUCGUGGGCACUGGGCAGGUGUGGCUGGGCAGGCCGUGGGGCGCCUACGCCACCGUCGUCUUCGCCAGGACGUACCUCGCCGGCGUCGUCGCGCCCGGGGGGUGGAACGACUGGAACGACCCCGCCAGGCAGCAGAUGGUGUUCUUCGGCGAGUACGACUGCACGGGCCCCGGCGCCGCCGGCGGCGGCGCCGCGCAGAGGGUGGAGUACGCGAGGAAGCUGGACCAGCGGCAGGCCGCGCCCUUCAUGGACGCCUCCUACAUUGACGGCAGCCAGUGGGCGGUGCCCCCUCUGCUUCCGACGGUGCAGGGCGACGACGUCAUAUCUGCUGAAUAGCCAACACCAUGGCCGGCAGCAGCGUGUAAAUGUAACUUACUUUAGGCAAAAUUUGCUACCGGACAUCAUUAAAAGAUGUCUUUUACCACAAGCCACUAAAAAAGAGUGACUUUCCUAGAAACCACUACAAAACCAUAUCAAUUUGCUAGGAGACACUAUAGCUUAUGUAAUAAUAUUU
Messenger RNA from Panicum hallii, 2185 nucleotides. RefSeq names its product probable pectinesterase 15. Bases 436 to 2007 code for a protein of 523 amino acids. Gene Ontology annotation, molecular function: pectinesterase activity. Gene Ontology annotation, biological process: cell wall modification. The transcript is spliced from 2 exons. NCBI's taxonomy places the organism in Eukaryota, Viridiplantae, Streptophyta, Magnoliopsida, Poales, Poaceae. The record is from RefSeq and is a predicted model, not a curated record.